AUGCAGCUCCCGGCUCUCUGCUGCGUGGCCUCGCUGCUGCAGCUCGUUAUGCCGUGGGCAGGGGAGCAGGCGGCCGGUGAGGAGCUCAGUGCUGAGCUGCGGUCUCUCCAGGACUUCCUGGAGUCGCUACGGCAGCUCUGGGAAGGGGAAGGGGAACCGAGCCCGGGAGACGAGCCGGUGGCCGGGGCCGAGGACGGCGGCUCCGAGUGGGAGCUCUCGAGGGGCGGAGAGCGGCCGGGCGGGGAUUCCGGUCCUGGCCCUAGACCUCCUCAGCUGGCGGAGGGAUAGAGCCAGUGGAAGAGCCUCCUGUCCUCCCUCAGACGGAAGCACUUUUCCUGCUGCUUUGGGACGAAGAUGGAGAGGACCGGCGAGCAGACGGGGCUGGGAUGCGACCAACACAAACCCCUGGCACUGCCAGGCGCCGCUGCCAGCUCUGGGACCGUGGCAGGGGAUGCCUUUCCCGAUGGCUUCACUGCUGCUACCAGAGAAUCCUCCCCGGAGUGGCUGCCGGUGCAGGCGAAGGGCCGCGAGGGCUUCAGCACCCGGGACAGACGCCAAUGGCCCGGCACGCCGAGCGCCGGCCCCGCCGGGCUCCCCCCGCCUGCCCGGGGCUCCCUGUAG
Corvus hawaiiensis (hawaiian crow) is the source of this 621-nucleotide messenger RNA. RefSeq names its product natriuretic peptides A-like. Gene Ontology annotation, molecular function: hormone activity. NCBI's taxonomy places the organism in Eukaryota, Metazoa, Chordata, Aves, Passeriformes, Corvidae. The transcript is spliced from 4 exons. Gene Ontology annotation, cellular component: extracellular region. The record is from RefSeq and is a predicted model, not a curated record.